Messenger RNA from Leishmania braziliensis MHOM/BR/75/M2904, 1374 nucleotides. RefSeq lists its product as hypothetical. The coding region runs from base 1 to 1374 and encodes 457 amino acids. The transcript has a single exon. The record is from RefSeq and is a predicted model, not a curated record. Lineage: Eukaryota; Euglenozoa; Kinetoplastea; Trypanosomatida; Trypanosomatidae.
AUGACGCUCAGUUCCUCGUUCAACACCGUCACCGAUAAGAACCGCUUCACCUCAUUGGAACUCUUGCUGCAGAAGCUCAGCCACUACGUUGGACGCCGUCAAUACAGGAUGGCGUCUGAUCUGACGCAGCAUCUGGAGCAGUUCAAGGCGCUUGGCAUCGACUGGCACGAACUCAAGUUUCUCCAGCGAAGCGAGCUCGUCGAGCUAUUCAGUGGGCCAUUGAAGCUCAACCAUGCGGAGCGGGCGGUGCUACUCACUGCAUUGGAGGCAAAGGUCUGCGGUGUGCUCUGCCGCGAUACAACACGGCACUCCACGAAGCUGUGCCUGAACCCGGGUGUGGUGGAGCAUGGGUGGCGCUGUGGUGAGGACGGGCACACAAAUGACGUGUACUUCGAAGGGAAGGAGCAGGCGAACCCGGCGGUGCUCCAGUUGGCACACCGCUCUGUGUCUCGUGUGGCGCGUCGUGAUGGCAUCGACGUGGAGGUGCGUCAUGAGCCCGACUUCGCCAUUGUGGGCCGCAACUCGACUGAGCUGAACCCACGAAUCUGGAAUGCACCAAAACACAGCACAUUUGUGGUGACGCCGAUUGGCUAUGAGUUUCGCGUCCACCCCGACGAUCCGCGCGCCGUGCACCAGAUUGAGCAAGCCGCUGCUGAGUGGGAGCUGCACCUGGAAGUUGUGCAGCAAGUCAUCUCUGAGGUGCUAGAAUUGUACGCCGUAGAGCGGGGAGAGCAGGCGUUGCAUCUGAUGCCAGGCGAAAUAGGCGAACCGGACGUGCCGGAGGUGUACAGCAGCGCGUUUCAUACACGGCGAUCAUCCUCAUUGCAACCCAAAGAGGACGGUGCAGUCACAGAACACCGCAUGAUGAGCGCGAGUGGGGCCGAGAGGCCGUGGUUCCAGACACCGCUACCGCAGCGAUUCACGCGUGGGGUGCCGAAGCUGCUUCCCUUCGCGCCAACGAUCAUCUUGCAUAGCACCUUCCGGAACAUCGAGCGCGACAUCAGCUCUGCUGAUGUGAAUCGCCGACUAAUGCAGCCAGUCAUGGACAUUUCGUGCCUUGUGCACCCAAACGCGUGCUUCUGGUGGAAUGCAGAGGAGGAGGAGCGUUCGACACGACUCAUCCUGGACUACGCCAAGCGCAUGCCAUUCGCGCUCCCGUUCAACUUAUAUUUUCGUGUCGAUCCUGCCAAGGUUCUUCGUGCGAAACCCGCCUUGGUUGUGGAGAAAGACAGCUUACUACGUGCAAAAUUGUCUCUCUUCGACUUGCGCCAUUUUCGCUCAGCUGCGCGGACAACGGCGGCCGAAUCAGAUGAUCCGUGGCGCCCUACAGAACAGGAGAGUACGCACGGCUGUGCGUCUGUGACGCCGCUCUGA